AUGACUUACGAUCUACACGGGAACUGGGACUCAGUAACGGGACAUCAUACUGCCAUGGCGGGGGAUGACAAAAUGACUGUUCCGUUUGCGGUCCAGUACUGGAUUGACAAAGGAUUUCCAGCAAACAAGAUUGCUCUUGGACUUGCUCCGUAUGGAAGAGCAUUUGCACUGAAAGACCCAAGCAAUAAUGGCCUUGGCGCUCCUAAGCAUGGUUGGCAGAAACCCCACGAAGGACCAUAUACCCGCGAAGCUGGCUUUCUGGCUUACUACGAAAUCUGUAAACUUGGUUUGAACAUUGUCAACGAUAAUAAAGUUAAGGCACCUUACGGCUACAAACAUACAAUCUGGGUGGGUUUCGACAACAAGGACAGCCUGCACCUCAAGGUGAACAAGCUGAUAAUGAAAAAGGGUCUGAAAGGAGCGAUGUUUUGGGCUCUCGACUUGGACGAUUUUAGAGGAUCCCAAUGUGGGGAGGGCCCAUAUCCCUUGAUUAACGCUGUGAAGAAGUAUCUAGGUGGCUCAGUGCCUCCUCCUCGUCCCACUGAUGUAAUACCGGCACCUACUACAAAAAAGCCAAUGCCACCAACCGAAGGACCGGAGCCACCAACCGACGGACCACAGCCAACUACAAUCACCGACCGACCGGUUCCUACUACUGAAAAGCCCACUGCUUCUCCUAGUGGUUGCGUGGCAGUCCCACCUUAUGACACAGCACCAGGUAUGGUCGCAUGGUGCGUAGCAAAUUGUGCGGCUGGAUACUGCCCGGCUUCUCACUGUAAAUGCAAUUAAAUCUACAAUUAAUAAAACAAAGAUGAAAUAAAAAGCAUCGGCGAUAAAUAACGUCCGCAUUCAUUAUUUUCCUCUGGGAGGUUCUAAUGACAGAGGAGUGCUUCCUAAUGGUUUUUGCUGACAUGAUUGCGAGGCUGAUCCCGACCUUUGACCUCCUUGGGUGGCGAAAUCCAUAUAACCUGCAAUACGUGCGCAUUUUUGAGCGGAAAUUUGGCUUAUUUCUAACGAGUUGUCAUGUUAGAACCUAGCUUUUUUGUCAACUCUCUCCAAAAACAAGACACAAUUCUUUCAAGAUUGCCAUAAACGAAAGGUUUAUAAUCUCUCGAAAAAAUGCAAAGCAAGAAAUUCAAAGGAGUUAGCGAACGUGCAAGUCCUUUUUUUUUUUUUCCAACGUUAACUUCCUAUGAGAAUCUUCGCGAUAUAUUUCGAACUACUGCUCUUUAUCUCGUCGGAGCUGAUAAUUUAUUCAACUCUUUCACUAUCUGUAGACGACCAAGCAUUUGACGGGUCAUCGGUUGGAAUGAAGAACACGAUAGCUUCCUUGUAGGCUUUCUUUUUCAGUUGCUCGUUCAAACUAGUAUUAAUUACGCUUGUCCAAUACUCUUUCUCUCGUAACACUGUUUUUAGCCACGUUGUUCGCUGGGGUUAAAAUGAUAGAUGGCUUUCUCGCACACCGUGAGGAUUGACCACUAGUUUCUCAGAUAUGCACCAAACAACGGAUUUAAGGUUAAUCUCUUCUCAGUUAAGAAGAACAGCCGAACACAAGCCUUAAAACCCUCGUCAUCUAUAAUCUUGGGUUCUUGCCUCACCACAACAUAUCACUGCGGACGCUUCCAUUGUAAAUAAGAGGAAAAUCACAGCUUUUGCAAGAUAUUAUCGUUAGUAAACAUGCGUACACUUUUUUCUUUUUCGAUAUACGUUUAACCCAACCUGGUAGAAUUAGGGAAAAGAUUGGAAUGAAGUGAAAAUAUUUAAAUAAACAAAUAGACGAAUAGAUAAAUAGACGAGGAAUCUAAACACAUGCAAACUGGAACAAUAACUCUAACAGGAUAUCAUCAAGCGUCAAUUACUAUUUUUGAAGCAUCGAGGCAAUGCUUGUUUCUUCUGAGGUCUUGAAACGGAACGGGCAGUAGCAUAUAAUUCGAAGAUGAAUUUGUACCAUAUGGAUAUGAUUAGGACGACAUUGUUUCACUCGGACCUUAAGUGAUUAAGACGGUAUUAAUCACUCUCUUCCGCCACAUCUAUCAUCACAUGACAGUGAUUGGCAAUAUUAUGUUGCCAUUGAGCAGUACAUAACAACUUAUACCUCUCGCGCUCCUCUGAUGUCUCCAUACUUCCAACGUUGUCAUUAUCACCAUGCGUAGAAGUAUUUCCUGCCCAAUAGGUCCCGUAAGAACCAUGAAAGAUGCAUAUGCACCGGGUGCAAUAGCGCUAAGCUUUUCGCCAGGAAGGUGGGAUGUUUUCACCGUGCAUAGUACUUCGCUUUAAUGAAAGUAUAGAAAGUUUUCGUACCUUACGUUGGCUAUCAACAUUUUGUAAACCUUUUCUGCAGGCAUUCCCCUGUAAUCAUUGUGCUGUUACUUUUUUCAAAUGGAAUACUCGUGUUCACGGUGAGUAGCCUUCUUUUGACACUUCUGAUUUAUUGUACCUGCAGAAUACUACGGCAAAAUUUAGAUUUUUGAGGAACCUGAGGAGAAAGUCUUUGUAAAAAAUCAUUUGCAUUAAUUUUCAGCAAAUAUUUAAAAAGACCAGAUUAAACUCAUGUUUACAAAGCGAGCUUUCAUAGAAGAAAAAUAAGCUUGCCCGGAUUAAUAGGUAACUGUGGGACUAAUUUCAAAUACUAUAAAUGCCUGUGAUUCCGGUAGAAAGGACACCAUACGAUGAGAUGAAAUGUAAUCAGAGAUUAUUUACCCAAACAAGUGGUUUGUAUCAUCUUUUGCUCAAAUCAGAAUUAUGACAAGUAAUUCAUGGACGCUAAUAAUAAUUUGUCGAGCUGUAUUAGUUAAGUACACAGUCACACAUUGUUAACAUAAUAUUAUUGUUAAAAUCUUUAUAAGAUAAUGGGCGAAGGAACACAGAAAGAGACGUGAGUUGGGAGGGGAGGGGAUGCAGCGAGGGAUGCCUUACAAUGCUAUGUAUAUAGAUAGAAGUGUCCAAAUCGAAAAAGUCUACUUUCAAAUCUCCCCAUAAAGCUCUGAGAAUUUCGCUACAUAUGAUUUCUUUCCAACAAGCCUGGGUGCUCACUUUAAAAUGCACAUAUUUUUUUCUUUCAAUUUUUUAGGACAGUUUUGAACAUUGCUUUCCUGAUGUUCUCAUAUUCCCCACACCCACCCAGCUUGGUUCACCCUAAGGGUUGGAUAUUUGGCCAUAUUUGCGUGACCUUGGAUUGUCUGCCGGCGAGUGCCCCGCCGUUUCACCACUCUAUCGCCAAUCAAGCAUUCCACAUUCGUCUUGUUUCUAUAUUAGGAAGCUAAGCAACAUCAUAGCGUAACUCUAGCACUACUGAGCUUGCUCUUGAGUAUUAUUCGAUCUUGAUCUCAGGACAUCUUCUUGUCAGUUGAUGAACACGCAACUCUAAUUUACGCAAGUGCGCGACACUGGCUCUCAUGAUUAGUUGAUUAAAACCGCAAAUGUUUUUAAAAUCACCUGCUGUAAAUGAUCCGGAAAUCUAUUGAGGCAGAUGAUGUCAUUAGAUCGCAACUCACGAACUGCAGAUUUUCAUAUACGGUGUGCAUGGUCUUUGCAGAAGACUGAGUCAUAUAUCGAGCCUAACCACUACCACAGGAAUUGCAUCGUCUCUAUCUUAGUGACAAAAAGACUUACCACACAGGAAAAGCUCUCGAGACAUUCCUAAAAAUCCUGUCAUAGGAUCAGUAAAAGUUAUGAAAAGAAGAGUCUCUUUUACUGUGAUAUGACCGCAAGCAGAGAAAUGUGCGUUUGUCCUUGCCCUUUCAAAAUGAGCCUCGAGUACCUCUCAAAAUCUGAUCCCUAACUCUUACUGAUUUAAUUCUAACAAAACACUUGGCUAUCUGAUUCACGUCGGGGAAUUCCCUCAUUUACAGUCAUGAUGACAGCAUCGAUGUCAUUUAUAAAGUAACAGAUAUGAGGAAAAUGUGUCUCGCCCACAUUCCUUACGGAUGUCUGGACCGUUUAGCCUAGUGUCCUCUUUCAUCUACGUAUAAAAAGACGAGGGAAAGACUUUCAAUUAGCAGCCAUACAAAUAAUUUGAAGCAUGCGAUAACGCCACUGACUUAAUCCGAUUUUAACUGUCAUCAUCCUAAGCAGAAAUCACACAAAAGGAAAGACGGCUUGCGUUUUAAAGACAUUGCAAACCAGAUUUACGCUAUAUUUGUUUACGUGUGUGACAAAUUUUAGAUUUUGGGGGACAAGAAGUUUACUAUGAGGGUCUAAGCAUCAACCUAACUCCAAGCUGCUCGGAAGAGUGUAAACUGUGCUUACGGCCAGUGUUCUCGUACAUAAGUAACCCAGUUAAGAAUUACCAGACUGGGCCGGGAUUGAGGUGGCUUUGAUCUCUUUCCGGAAUACCUAGAGGUAGAUCACGUUUAAACAAAAUUAAGGCAUGUCAUGCUGUUUUUAAAAACAUUUUAUCUCGCUUAAAAUGUUCAGGGGGCUGAUACGGAGAACCGUCUGCGUAACGCUGACAGCCGGGAAUUUCAAAAUACGGCAGACGGCGAGGAGUUUUAUGAACCAUUUUACGAAUGGUCCGUGUGGAGUCCAUGCUCUCGCACCUGUGGGGUUGGCGUAAAGUUUCGAGGACAGCUAUGCCUCAGGUAAAAAAAUACUCCGAUUUUCUCUUGCCAAUGUGUAUUGCUGUGUGACUGCAGUGAUUCGCCGCGACUGCAAUAAUUCGCCGCUUUGAUUUCGCAACACGUUCUCUUUUCCCAAAUUAAUCCAAAUAUCUCAUUCCAUUCUCGAUUAGACGGUCUUAUUUCACAUGAAAGCGUUAGCUUAGAGGUGACUUAAUGUUUUUGCUCAACAGUCAUUUUUCUCACUACAUUUUGCAAUAAACAGGAAGAACAAGGCUUUGUGUCAAAAGAAAUCCAGGAUUUAUCAAACAUGUAAUACCCAGGUACGUCCCAAAAUCCUCUAUUCAUGAAUACAGCUAUGCUAUACCGUUAAAUCGUCAAUGCAAACUGUUCAGGCAAACAGCCUGAUUAGUCGAAGGACCGGCAGAUACUUACAGACAAAGUCUAAGUAACUGAUAUACAACAAGCAAAGACAGAAAAUACAUGGAAAAUUUAGAUUGCUGCUUAAUGUGCUGAUGUGCUGAAGAAAAUACAUGACGCCACAUUAUUCAUCCCACAGCCUUGCCCCAAAGAAAGCGAGAAUUUCCGUGAUGUACAGUGUGCAUCGUACAACGGAAGAGAUAUAUUUAUCAAUGGUGAAAGAGCAAAAUGGAAGUCAUAUAGUCGAGGUAAUUGUCAUAAAUGUAAUAAUCGAUCAACCUUUUAAAGGUAGUUUUUUUUUUUGUAAACUCCCUGAAGUAUGUCGAAUAAUUAAACAUUAUGAUACUAUGUUGUUUGGCAUAUCGAGGAUGUCUCAAAAGUAGGAAAUAUCAUAACUUGCCUUUUUGAACAUUAUUUCUUCGCAUACUUCUAGGUGGCAACCAAUGUUUAUUAUUCUGCUAUCCUUAUGGAGAAGAAUUAUUUUAUUACUUUGGAAAAGCCCGAGAUGGGACACAGUGUUCCAAAGAACCCUACGGUGUCUGUGUACGUGGACGGUGCAAAGUAAGAAUGAAACUAUUAUACUCACAUCUAAUGCAAAAUAAGAACUCGGGUAUUCUUUUUUAGUUAAGACUUACUUUAUGGUUGGGCUGCUAAGAUAAAUAUUAAACAAGAAUGACGAAAAGUGAUGACGGUAUAGUUGUCAGUCAAUCCGUCGUUUUUGUUGCUGUUGUUGUUGCUGCUGUUUUCAUCCCAUUUUUAUUAAUAUAUUUUAUUGCCGUUUAUUUACCUUUAAUCUAUUUCAGUCCGUUGGAUGCGACUACAAACUCGACUCGGGAGUGUAUAUGGACAAAUGUCGAGUUUGUGGUGGAAAUUCUACGACGUGUCAGCCAAUGAGAGGAAGAAUUCAGAGGUCUCCAACACUUUUUGAACGAAUCUCAGGUAACUUGUGAGAGUUAAUUGCAAUGUUCUGAAAUCAUAAUUACUCGAUGAAUUCUUCACUUAUCAACUUCAGUUUAUCAUUCUGAUUCACACGCAAUGGCAGCUCUUCAGCAAGGCUAGAUUAUUUCUUAUCGAUUUAUUUUAGGAGAGAUUGGGGUGUGGGUAGAAGGGUUUAAACCUGCACAUAAAAUAGAAUCCAGGGGAGUAACUUUUUCAUACUGAGAGAAUUGAAAUCACAUCAGCCCUAGGACCCUCAUAGAUACAAAAUGUAAGGCAAAUUUUUUUGUAAACACAGAAGGUGAAAUGAAUAUUGUAAAAUUGUAUUGCUUUUUUUCCUCAAAUGAAGUUUUCAAUAUGAUCUAUGAUUGAAAUCCAACAGGCUACGCAGAUUUGAUGGUGAUACCUAAGGGGGCAACGAGUGUUCUGAUCACAGAUAAUACGUGGAACUACCUAGGUAAAUCGAUUACACUCAACAAUGAUUUCAUAAUCUGCCGGAAUCAUUGACUGAAUAACUGCGACUGACUGAUUCUCACUAACUCAAUGAGUCUGACUCCCACAGACUGACUGACUCUCUGAUUAAUGUCUUUGAUCUGACGAGGAGCUAACGCUCCAAACGUCAGCUUUGAAACUCUAUACGGUGGCCAAUUUACAUUAUUAAUUCAGUAAAUAAAACCAAAACUGUCUCGUCAUACUCCCCUACCAACGCACGCAGCCCCACAGUUUCUUUAUUCAUUUAACUCUCUGUCUUACUCACUCACUUACUGUCCUGCUGAGUCAUCGCCAGGUCAUCGACCUCAUAACUGACCGACUGAUUUAUCAACUGACUGAUAGGUUGGAAAACUUGUACUUCGAUAGAGUUAGCAGGCAAAAUUUGACAUUCUCUCUCUCUCUCUCUUUUUUUUUCUUUUUUUCUGUAUCUUUGUUUAUGCUAUCAACCACUUUGUGUUUAUCGUUUUGGACAACCUCAGCUCUCAAAAAACAAAAUGGUAACUAUGUUAUCAAUGGUAAUCGCAUCGUCAAUUGGUCUGGCAUAUUCAAAGUUGGUGAUGUCGAAGUGCAGUACGAUAGAAUCUCCAACAACAUUAGAGAGACGAUUGAGAUAACUGGGCCCACAAAAGAAGACAUUACUGUAAUGGUGAGCAUGAAAAAAUUUUUGUUUUCCCUAAGUAAGCACAUUAUACGAUUGAAGCCUUGCAAAGUAUCCUUUUUUGUUAUUUACUCAAGCUUUCUCUUAGGUAUUUACCCUGAUGUUUAAGAUCCUUUAAACAUACUGUUUAGAAGAUCUAAGGAGAUCUGCUCAGAGAUUGCUUAAGAUUGUAGUAAUAAUAAUAAUAAUAAUAAUAAAACGUUAGGCACUUACGAAGGUGAUACUUUGGCAAAGUCACAUGCCUAUUUGGUAAAACAAUAAAACUAUUUAAAAAUGCUUAAUUUUUAAUUACAAAUUUUAAAUUAUAUUUUUAAUUAUUUGUAUUUCCUUCAUUGAGCUUGUUACAACUUAUCAUUUCAAUAGAAUGCUUAGCAUAGGUUUUCGGUAUUUUUGCAUUAGCUGGACUUUAUAAAAAUUGUAGCGACUAACAUAUCAUUACAAAUCCGCAGUGUCUAUUAAUGGCGGGUAAGGUUAAUAUGAGCUUUGAGUACUGGAGAGCAGGUGGAGUUUACGCCGUUGGAGGUAUGUGUUAUUAGUCAUUAGUAGCUCAUAAAUAGGGAUAUGACCACUAUUUGACAUUUUUUAACCUUCAUUCUACGACUAAUCGACCUUUCCCUUGACCUCUAGCUUAAUUGCUUUUACGUGACAGUUGCUGUAUGUUCACAUGGCUCCCUGCGCUCAUAACAAUGUUAUCAGCGUCGUUUUGUUGUCAGCUACAGGGUUUUAUCCUCAGUGUUUCCUAGGCUGAUACACCCUUUAAUCGUGCUCCUUUCAGAAACACCGCAAGUUGGGAAGGAAAACCGCUUAACCUUACAAAUGGGCUGGGGAAGCUGGACUACCUGUUCCGCUUCCUGCGGAGGAGGAAUCAAAGUACGUUCACGAUACCGCGCUAUAGAGGCAGUUGCAUCAUUCCGUGACAAGGAGACUGAUGUCCAGAGAUGCAACACUGAACCGUGUCAUAUGAUGAAAGCCGCCUGGUCAGAGUGGGGUGAUUGGGAUGACUGCAGUGCUACUUGUGGAGGAGGAGCCAGGAUCAGGUUUCGAAACUGCAAGAAGCCCAGCGCCUCUUCCAGAUCUGGAUGCCCUGGAAAACCUUAUGCUGUGGAACAGUGCAACGCAGAGGAGUGUCCUAAAAAGGGUGGGUUUUGGAUUCCAUUUAACUUAAAUAGGAGGAUACAUUUCCUAGUUCAAAAGGGGAAUAGUGGCCUUUCCGUUGUGGUUUUGCUCUAAGUAUUUUCCUUUUCAUUUCGGCAGUAUCAAAAAAAUUAAAGCAGAAGCUCUCUACCUCAUCAAAGUCUUACUGGGAAUAGUAUGUGGACAAAUUUGUAGCCUCAGCGUGGCGUUUUGUUUAAGCAACAACGCUGAUUUUCCCGAUUAUAAGCAAACAGUGAAAACAAUCACAGUCAACUGCAAUACAUAAACGGCAAUGAAUAAAUCAAUAUUUGUUUCCAGUGUUUCAGAAUUGAGAUGCUUUUAUUUUUAUGCCUUUCUUCUUUCCUGAACAGAAACAAGGCCAGGUACGUCAAAAGUGCUAAAACACAGUUCAUCGUCGAUGGUGACCACAUCCUCGAAUCUGCACUCAAGGGAGUCUUCAGAAGGAAGGAAGAAACUAACAGAGUCGUUAAGAAGGCCACACGCCUCUAGAUUAAGCUCGGCUUCUCAAUAUCAUGAACGUCAUAAAACUUACACAGAGAAAUUAUCACAGGAUAUACUGCAGACUGUAUUUUCAAGAGGAAAGCAGGGGCAUUCUAUUUCUUAUACUAUGAAUACAUUACCAACUUCAAGGUCAAGACUUCUUUUUUCAUCAGAAAACCGGACCUCGACUGGUUACAUUAUUGGAUUUCCCACAAGAAGUCUGAAGGAGACUUCUACCUUAUCGAGUAAAUUCGUGCGUCUGCAAGUUACAUCAUUUUAUCACAAACAUACAUCGUCCGUGUCCCUAGCGAAAGAGAAACCAGAGUUGCUUACUUCGCCUAUAAGGAAAGGUACGCAUACCAAAAUCUUUUUACACAGUUCCUCAACGCCAUUACUUGAUGUUGGGGGAGGCUUAAGUGUAUUUUCUACAGGCACCUCAGUUCCAGCAAGUUAUGAAAUUGUUAGGCCGUCUGUGGGUUUUAUGACCACUUCCAAGGCGUCUAAUUUGCGAACAACUUCCAUAGGGUUGAAAGUCUCAUUACACAGUGGUGUUACACCUCGUCCGAGGGAAGUCAAUAAUCCCACUAUUUCCUUUGGAUAUGAAAGGAUAUCAAGUCAAGUUGACAGGAAUUCUGUUUUGGCUUCAUUCAGUAAAGAGACUAUUGAGCAACCAGUAUCGAUAUAUAGUAGGCAGGAAUUGGUAUCCAGCUCAAAAUUGAGUAGAGCUGAAAGGACUUCAUCACACCAAUACCCUGUUGACGUAAUGGGACUCAAAAGCCGCGAAAGAAAACAUCACUUAGUAACCUUAUCAUCGGCAAGUGGAUUCCGCACUGAGCCAUCUAUACUUUUAACCACGCCAUUAAAGAGAGUUCCAUCAAGUUCCAGGGAGACAUUGAACUCAUCUAUGAUAGACAUAAGAAGGAUUGAACUGCGCCUAGAAGGUUAUAGUGAUAUCACUUUGCAAAGUCGUAAGAAAACAAUUCUCUUAACAAAGAAUUUCAGUGCUAGCCAUGAUUCCCUACCUUUUGAGAUAACAGAAACACUUAGACCUGGUUCGUCAUCAACCAUGAAUGUUUUACCUUCUAGGCCAACAAGCUCUAAAGUAAUGCACGCAACAAGCGUGCUUGAAUUAUCAGAAAACACUACUUUAAGUCAAAUCUUGAAAAUAAGAUCAGAAUCUAAAUCGGUUUCCUCGACUCUCCAUCUGUUGUUUCCCCCAUGGCAAACCUUAACAGACUACCUCUUCCUACAUGGAUCAUCGAAACCAAUACCUCAGACGUCAAAGCUGAUGUCAUCUCAAAUAACUGAUUCAAGAAAGAUGGACGCAUCUUACAACAUGUCCAAACUUCAUUUUCUCCCUCUUAGAAGCUCCCCCGUUAGCAUCGCAACCUCGUCUCAAACGUUUGCGAGGACUUCAUUGUUAAAGCCACAAUUUCAAUCAACAUUUUCAAUUGAAAAGAACAUGGAAUACAAGUCAGCGUUUUCUAUAUCUGGUAUCUAUGAAUCCCCAAUCGUCACUAGAAAGAAUUCUGAUGAUUUUGCCUCAUCAACAUCGUCAUCAUUAUUCUCACUGUCAUACAUGAAGUUAAGUCAACCACUAAAAAGAAAUCCAAUGACCGAUUCACCUUCAGAGAAAGAUUCUCUUUCAAAAACAAAAAUAGCGGUAAUUUCAGAGCGCUUAGCAAGGACGUCACCUACAAAUCCAAGCGGACUAUUUUCUUCAGCGAAAGAAUCGAAGUCUCUGUCACUCUCUCAGGAAGACUACCCUUUUUUCAAAGUAACAGAUUUCUUGUCAUUUGGCCAGGAAACAAAAAGUCAAGCAGCAACUACUAGUAAACAACAUUUUUCGGAGUCGUCCACGCAAGCAACAAUGCCAUUAGUGGCGUCAUCUUUCAACACAUCAAUACUUCCGUCAGCUUCCUCGGCUGCUAGGAUAAUUUCGUCACCAUUGUCAGAUAUUUCGGGAAGUUCACUUUCAAGUAAAGAAAUAAAAUCAUCAAUUUCAUUGGGAUUAACCUCUAUAACAGAAACAGAGACCAUGGCCAUGAGUUAUUCAAAAUCGUCAUUGCUUUUAAGGCAGAUUCUGUUCUCAGUUAUGUCUUCAGAACUUACUCUGUCGUCACCGAGUACUCUCUCCUCACAAUACCGAGGCGUUACUUCCGCAAUGCCAGGAAAAGUCGGCGAACAUAUGCAGUCAUCUUUCUAUCCAAAAUCGAGCUCCACGAAGAAAGUGAAAGAAAGUGCAAAUCUUGCCAGAGGGUACAAAUUACACACGUUGUCAUCCCAGUUCAGCUCACAAGCUAACAUCAAAGCUACGUUUAUUCACCUAGAAUCUCUUGGAAGUCAUUUCCCAGAACAGCUAUUCCCAUCACCAACAUCUAUAGAUUCCACCUCAACAAAAAACAUGGAAGAAAAAAUUGGCACUUUGAAUUACUUAAAAUAUCCGCUACAAAAGCGUGACACACUAACAUCAAAGCAUGUUUCCCUUACCUCAAUGCCAGAACGAAGUCUCACGGAAGUCCUCGUGCAUUCUUUAAAAACGCCAUUAUUGCAAUCAGUGCUUAUUUCCAGGCAUUUACAGCUUUCUUCUUCAUUGCGAAAAGAGCAUGUGGCAAGUAAAAAGUUUUUCGCAACACCAGCUGUAUAUCCUUCCUCGCAGCAAUUUUUCUUAGGAAGAUACGAUAAGGGAAGAAUAAGUAAUACAGGUUCUCUCACAUUUUCGCCGUCAUCGCAACAUAUCCCGUCAUCAAUACCUCAUUUGAAUAGCCCAGAACAUGUAGGGGUUACUACAAAUUUUUUAUACUCUUCAAGAACUUCAUCAUCUCAUAAUGAAGCUCUUCCAUUGAUUUCACCGCAAGCUAGUCCGUCAUCAAUGAGUAAAGUUCUUCGAGGUCUACCAAUUAGCUCAACACUAAAGGAAGAAGCUAGUAGAGGUUUUAAGGAUUCCCUGAGAAUGUUCUCGUUGUCAUUAUCGUCCAUAGGAGAUAAUUCCAUCUCAAAAGAUGAGAGGUCGGUAAUUCCAACCUUCAGCUAUGCCGAAAUAGUCUCGUCGUUGAAGGAUCAGGAAUUAUCGCUAGAACGGCUACCUACCAAGAAAGCAGAAUCCACUAUAAACUUAAGAGGUUACUCGGAAAGUUCAUCGAAGCAGCCCUUUCUCUCUUUGAAAUCAUCCUACAGAAGCGGUCUGCCGCAGUCUCUCACUCUAUUUUCUAAGCAAGAUAACUCAGCUCCUGAAACAAAAAGCCAAUUGAGUUUUUCGAUAGCCUCUCCUUCGGUUGUGUCCUUGGGAUCUGGCUCAGCGGCAAGAAGUUAUGCCGCGGCAAGACGUUGGGAACAGGAUUCUGUAUCAAGACCAUUGCUAUUGCCUAAAUCGACAUCAUUAUCACCGACGCAGCUAAGCCGAACCAAGACACCUAAAUCACAAACCCUCAUGGUACACUCAUUCAGCGCCUCGUCAUCAACUAAAUUCACAACAUUUUCAUUGUCUCCAGAUGUGAUCGCGGUGCGGGACAAAACAGCGCUGGAAAGCUCAGUAAAAUAUCGAACAGGAGAUACCUUAACAAAAAUUCCCACGCUUAGACCAUACAGCUUCCUGAUAGAAGCACAAGGAAGUAGUAUUGUCAAAAAUUUCAAAACCUCUGAGCUAGAGCAGGAAAUAUUACUCUCAACUGUACAGUUUAAAUUGGUGAGCAAAAUCGCAACAGAAGCCAAAGAACCCCCAAGAAUAUCCUUCAGCAUACGUCCAAUGCCAUCAAUUAUAUCUCCACAGAGUAGCUUACACCCUGGAGUGCGAAUCACGAGACUAUGUAACGAUUCUUUCAAGACAAUGUAUGAGAUGCCCUCUUUUCCUCCUUUAAAGACAACCUCAGAAAUAAAUGUUGAGUACACUUCAAGCCUUUUGCAACAUCUUUCCUUGAAGUUUUCACCAGAUUCUACCUCCUCAGCGGACGCACAAUCCAUUGGAGGACAACUGCAUUCUUCGUCAAUGCAGCACAUUACGUUGUCGAAUAUUCCGCAGUCUAGCUCACCUGUACAACUAGACACCGUGAAAAGCAUUGUUGGGUCUUUGAAAAUGGCUCCUUCAUGGGAAACAGACGAAUCGCCUGUUGCUGCCCGGUUUAACUCCACUCAAAUAAGCAUAGCAAUCUUCAGUGAAAAUCUAUUGCGUUUCUCAUCGAGCAAACAAGUGUUAGCAUCAGCGUCUCGGCCAUCGAAUUCAUCGUUAAGACAUGAAGUCAGAGCGAGUGUAAAUAAAGCGCAUUCUAUAAAAAGCUCUCCAGCGGGACAACGCACAAUACCUCUUUCUCAGCAAUUGAGCUCGGCAGUGAAAGAACAGGACAUUACAAACCGAGUUUAUUCUAUUGCAUCAUUGUCAUGGAAAGCAAAGUUAAUGGCAGAAAAUUCAGUUUCACCGAAACCGUAUUCAACAGGGGAUGAAACUCUAUCGUUGCCAUCUUCGCCAGUACUCCCAAACUCCACAGUAAAAAGUACGCUAAGCACGAGGGAGUCAUUUGACAUUUUUUCUUCAAAGCAUGGAGUGUCAACAUCUUAUGUUCAGGGAAGUUCAAAUCCUAUUUCUGAGAUUACGAGGUGCAUGGAGGACUCAACAAAACCAAUCCCGGUAAGGCAUGCAAAGCCUUUGUCGCUUGCUUCAAUGAUCAGUUCUAGUCCAGAUAUGCAAUCUACGAGAAGCCUGCUAGUUUCCUCAACAACUCUAUUUUCCAGGAAUCACACGGUGAUGAUAUCUUCUCGAUUAACCUCAGAAAAACCCAUCACAAGCCUUCAGAAAUUGAAAACUCUUUCAAUCAGACGAGAAAAUGUAAUUUUAGUAAGUUCUUCACUCAGUGGAACUCAGUUUCAUUCCAAAAAACCAAAGGAUUCUUUAAGAGGUUUUUCACCUUCCAGGCAUGAGGCAUUCCCACCGUCUCAACAACGUAGGUCAUCUCUAAAAGAGGACGGCAUGAAAAGUCCCAUGGACAACUCAAUAAAAAUGUUAAGCCAUGAAGUCAUGUUAUUAAGCUUAUCCUAUGGUCAAGAGUGGCUAGAAAGUUCGAAUUUGCCUGUUUCGUCUACUUCUGAUAAGCAAACUCAAAGUUUCAGUUCAACGCAUUCCUUUCCGUCAACUUCAUCUUCAGCGGAGAAAAUCCUCCAGUCAACUACUGCUACUACUCAUACAACGAAUCCAGAAGGAACACGUAAGUGGUGUUACAAAGUUUCAUUUGCUGUUUUCUCCAUUUUUAAAAAAUUAGCGGAAAUUGUUGGCAUUUUGAGUUCAGAUUAAUUUUUUGCCGGAGUCAGUCUUUUAUAAUUCAACAAGCAAACAAACAAAGUCUUGGAUGCAGAUGAAAAUAUUGUUCACUCGUUGCCCAAUAGACCAGGAAAAGACACGUUUGUGCAUGACUGGCAAGCGAGAAAAGAAAAAAGAGUAUUUGAAAAUACAUGUACUUAUUAAUUAUCUUUUCAGCAACUCUCUGUCCUCGGUGCGGUUUGUCAGAGAGACUACACGAGAAGUACUGUUCAAGCGAUUUUGGUAAGUGAUUGUUCCCAUUGAGAAGUUUUCACGUAACAGGUCAAUUAUGGUAGAAUGAAAGCCACACGCAUAUUAAAUGCUCUCUUGUUUAGUAAUACUUAAGGCUUAGGCUCAGUCUACGUACCGUACAAGUCAGUUGCUCUCAACUUUGCACAGUCUCUGCAUGCUUUCGCUUUUCAACCUUGAGAUCUCGAACAAUUUUGGAGUCACAGAAAUAUACAGAUAUGAAGUAAAAUAAUAAAUCUUCCUGGCGAGCAGAUUACCUAAGGAUCUGAUUUCGAAUGGAGGAAGUUUCACAUAAUUGAGUCUUCACCAGAACCUUACAACGGAAUGAUUCUCAUCAAAAUACACACGGCAAAAGAAAACAUGAUUAAAAUUUAGAUCCUGAUCAAAAUUAACUAAAAAACGUAAAUCAUUAGAGGCCUAAAAGAUCACGGUACGUUUUUAAUUUUACCGUUUCGAACAAGAUCAUUUACCUCUCUUUAACUUUUUCGUAUCAACAGCUAUACUUGUUCGCGUUCGUACUGGGGCAGUCACGAACAGAAGUGAAUCCUCUCAUCUGACCAAAAUAAGAAGAAUAUUCAAGACGAAUAAACCAGUGAAAAAGAGGCCUGAGCUAAGGUUUACCAUCGGAGAUUGUAACUGCAGACCUGAUCUCUUGCUGAAGAGGGAUUAUUUUGUUUUUGGCAAUCAUGUGCCAUGGAACAGAACGAUAUCGAUCUUAGAAGUUAAUCAAGAUAGUUUCGUGGCUGAAUGGAAGGAGACAUUGGAGGAAGAAAUAAAACAGUUGGAAGGAAGAUGCUCGAGACACUCCACAAUUCCUACUCCACGAAUUUCAUCGACUGUCGCACACGUUACAAGUUCAUCUUUGCAUCACAAAAGAAAAUCAGUUUCUGAAGGUACGUUACCUGAUUCACUCUAAAUCUUAAUCACGUUUGAAACCUAGAAAAUGGUGUAACGUUUUUCAAUAACCUUAAACUUUCUUUUUUUAAAUACAGCUUUGUUGUCGACCCAUAGUACUCAAAUAGAAACACCUACUUCCCUAGUGACAACUGAAGGUGAGUAGAAGAAAGUCUUAAACUCAAUUUUUAUUGUCUAAUAGAGCAAUUUUCAGUUGAGGGUCUAAAUAAUCCGAGAUUGUUUCUUUUUUUUUUUGCUUAACUUCGCUCAGUGAUUGGUCCUAGAGAACUUGCACCACUUUCGCAACCAUUCAGUUUCAAGCACAAUAUCAAUCAGAACUUGGUCGCUCUCUUUUUCCCGCUCUUUAAGCAGGUUAACUUCUUUGCUUAAACCUUGGUUGUUUAUUAUUGUUGAUAGAUAAAUUCAAGUUCACUUCAGUUUCCAUUUGCAUUGAUUUGGUAAUUUGCAGAAAGUUGUGGCCCAUGUGGAAAUCUUUUCAGAAGGACCAGGGCGUACUGCACGAGCGACUUCGGUAAGUAAAUAUAUCACGGAGAUAUACUUUGUUCGUUUGUCUCACGAUAAAGUCGCUUUUGAUGUUGAUUGCCACGUUUCAACUGCAAUAUGGCUAGUCUUCAUCAGGCGGUGUGGUCGAUUGUUUACGUGUCGCUGUUUGUAGCACUUUGGCACGCUGCUAUUGGUGCAUUUCGAUCCUGAUUAUUAUUUCGGUUGUUCGAUAGUGUUCCCUCAUAGGUCCUUAUAAAUCAGCUGUUGUGUUGUUUGAUCGUGGGUAUUCAAGCCUAGGGAAUUUUGAUUCCCCUAUCCCUAUGGAUAUUUCUGGGAUAAAGUCUUAUAUGGAUAGCCUCUUUGACCCUACGUUUGUACAAUUGUGGGUCACUAUCAAUAACUAAACCUUGCUCCAAAUAGAAAUAUGCACCGUUUCUUUAGCGUGCUCCGAAACCGCAAAGGUCUGAGUAUGAGAAAACCGUAUGUCUCUACUUUUAGGAACUUUCUUUAGCUUGUUCAAAACCUUUUUUUUUUCUUUCAGUGGUUCAUGUUAGGAUCUUAACUGAAGCUAUCGACGAGUAUUCUCACGACACAAAAUAUCGCGUCCAACUGAUUCACAUUUUCAAACUUACCAAAGGCGUAACAACGAUAGGAACGGUCUGGAUACUAAACAAUUCAUGCCGUUGUCCAUUGCUUCUCCCUGGGAAACAGUACCUUCUUAUGGGUAGCUUAAGCUUCUCUGCGGCGAAAACUGAGCCAAAAGCAGAAAUAAAUAGGCAAAGCUACGUAGAGGAAUGGAGAAGAUCAAUGAUACGUCGACUACCACAAUUGCAUAAGAGGUGUUCUCCCUUUACUACAGAGAUGGUAAAAUUUCUAACAAAGACGUCUGCCAGGAUUACAAGUACGAAUAAGAUACUUUUUUCUUGCCCCAUGCUCAUUUAGAGCAUCAUGAUAGCCUCGUGUAACGCCGGGUUUCCCUUACUCUUGACCAAAUUCGAAUGACAUUUUUUUUAACGAAUAAUAACAUGAUAAAACUAGAGGUACUGAUAAGAAAAACAGUAAUGAUCAUAAUAACGAUAAAAAUGAUGGGGAUAAUGGUAACUUGAAUGAUGAUGAUGAUGACAGUAGUAAAUUGUGGCAGAAAAUAGAAGAUAAAGCAGACUCAGCUUUUCACAUAUUCGUCGUUUAUUGACAUCUUGCGCGUAACUUCUUUCAAAAAAAUGAUGCUUGGUUUUAUUUUACAGGUAUUGUAUUCUUAACUUUCUUUUCUAAUCAUCAGCCCAUUCACUCUUUUACUUUAGAAGUAAGUGCUUGGCAUAUUGUAAAAGAAUACCAAAAUGUUACUCAUAAGCUUCCAGAAUCUUUACUCUUAUUCCUACGAGUUCCGAUUAGACUUGUUCCAGGUGAUUAUAUUUUACUAAUUAACGUUUUAAUAUUUGUUUAUUCUUGAUCUACAAAACUGACUUUACAGGCACAAUUUUUUCGACAGCAACAGCAGAAGAAAUUACGACACAGCCGCCCGUCACACUACCAUCAACGGACCUACCGAGUGGUAAGAGAUAGAAAAUUUUCAUCAAAAGAAAAAAAAAACUCUAAACUUUAGAAGCGAAAUAUUAUGGAUUGGAUCUUUUUCUUUCUCUUCCUGGCCGAUCUAACUUCUUUCUCGAAGCAAUCAGUUUGAAAACGAAAACAAAUUUAUAGUUAAACGGUUUCUUUCAGUUUUUCUUUGACUAAGACCCCCCAGGUUAUCGCAUAUAACUAUUCUACACGUACUGUCCCUCUUGCCCCAAAAAACUUCGAAAUAUGUUUACUGCAAAUUACAUUCUGUGCCGGGCCAGUAGAGUCUAUUUCCUGUUACUCAAUACGAUUGAAAUGAAAAUUUUGUUGGACACUAACAAAUUCUAGCGACUAUAUCACAAAUUUAUUCCAAUUUUUUGACAGCAGCCUCUAGUUUUACAGCUUGACUAACGCCUGUUUUCUUGUCAUAUUAUUUCACAGAAAAAUGCCGUGCAUGUCAAAUAUCAAGGAAACGGAACAAAUACUAUUGUGACAGUGACUUUGGUAACACCUUCUGAUAUUUGUGUUCAUAUGUUACAAUUAAAAUACAAAUUUGCAGCCUAGAAUUUUAUACGUCCAGGAUUCAAUGUUAUAAAUCUUAUUUAACCAAACAUUAUCGAGCUGUUGUAGGAAUCGUACCAUCACCAACUUUCAAUUAAUUCCUUGUGCUCAACUAACGCUCAGCCCUAUUACUGAGUUCAAUAUGCAUGAGGUUUCAUUUUCACCUCAACUGUGUAUACAGUUUUUAGCAGUUUUAACCCAAAAUUGAUAAAAUUCCUAAUUUGAAUUUGACAGUUUUUUUUUUAUUUUCUUUGAAUUCCAGCUGUCCGAGCCAAAGUUUUGAAAGAAUCGUACAACGAAGUUCGUAAAGAAAGAAGAUAUCGAGUAAGGAUCAUUGCAGUGUUCAAAAGCAAAAGGAAACUGGAAAACCGAGAUGAUAUUUUUGUAUUUAAUGACUACUGCAACUGUCCUAAACUCCGAAUGAAAGAGCAGUAUGUAAUAAUGGGCAAAGAGGAAAGGAACACAGGACUAGAAGACCUUGGCUCAUACUCUCAACUAGUGAUUCCUCCAAGACCAUUUGUUUGGAAGUGGAGGCCAAGAAUGACUGCUGGACUCAGAUCGAUUAAAGACAUCUGUGGCAAUUAAGUAAAUCGCCAAAACUCAUUUCAAAGGCUUCCUUAACAUCCACAAAAGCAAAACAAAAAGGCGAGAUAUGGAGGCACAACAAUUCAUUGUUUUCUAUGAAUGCCUCGUCAUUCAAGAAACUAAUAUCUAAUGAAUUCAGUACCUGUUUUGUCUUGUGUGCGCGGUAAAAAGUCAUCCCUUUGUUUUCAUAUCGCAUCGAUGUGGCUCUAUAUAGCAACGUAGAACCAUUGCUGUCAGCCCAUCAUUGUAGUUUUUAAUAAUACAUCGACAACUCUGAAGAGCUACGUUCCGGUAGCAGAACAGCAAGGAUAACUUCAUUGAUUAUUUAAUAAAAGGAUCUUGAUUAU
Pocillopora meandrina is the source of this 18681-nucleotide messenger RNA. The record is from the annotation of a GenBank genome assembly. Lineage: Eukaryota; Metazoa; Cnidaria; Anthozoa; Scleractinia; Pocilloporidae.